Messenger RNA from Suillus subalutaceus, 1034 nucleotides. RefSeq lists its product as uncharacterized. The record is from RefSeq and is a predicted model, not a curated record. The transcript is spliced from 3 exons. Lineage: Eukaryota; Fungi; Basidiomycota; Agaricomycetes; Boletales; Suillaceae. Bases 44 to 811 code for a protein of 255 amino acids.
CCGACGCCGACGAAGUUCCAUCCGACGAGCUCGAAUAAUAUCAAUGUCUUCUUCACCAUCGCUGUCGUCGACGCCCACCCUUACUAGCCCAAGUGAUCAGUCGACGACGAGUCAAACUUCUACCGCGGGAGAUAACCAACAGCCAUCCACAUCUACCACGCUAUAUCUCUUCACGUUCCUCGCCACACUUUUCGUUCUCCUUCUCAUUUCCGCCUCUAUCAUAUUCCGUUCCUUCCUCGUUCGCCGUCGCUUUCGUCAGCGUGUCGAAGACGCUUUGGCACAAGGAGUCGUUCUUGACCUACAACCAUCAGUAUUCGGCCUUACUUCACGGUACAUUGGAGAGAAACCCAGCGUCUAUGAAGCCUGGGUUGAACAGGGCGCGCCACGUGAGAAAUCCCAGUGGCAAGCUAUCAUGCCUGUCACUGCUCUUCUAACACAUAGGGUCGAACCUACUGCGGAACCCCGAUUACCUCAUGAGUCUCCACAACAACAGCGACCCUCAUUCCUUGCGCGCUUCAAGCGACAUUCUCCAUCUCCCGAUUCGCAUCCAGCUACAAUCAUUCGAGACCAUACCUCCCCGGAUGACUCUGUCUCCGUCUGUGUCCUGAUCUCCAUGCCUCACCCAGAUUCCCCAAUGCGCUUUAAGCGUUCACUGGAAGAUUCGGUCAAGUCGGAAAUAAUUGACGGCAAAGAUCCGAACCUUGGCGUAACCACAGGGAGGGCUAGUGAUGAGGAAGGCGUCCCAAACGUUGUUUUUGGCGUCGCCGAACUUCCUGUGCUUGGUGGCUGGACGGAGGCAACAAUGGCGUAAUAUUUUCAGUGAAACACUUUCCUGGUAUGACAGACACGAAUAGUGUGGUAAUACGAUACUUAUAUCGAACGGUAUGAACUUUUUCACGUUUAACUUAUCUUGAUUCUGCAUCAUCACGAUACUGUACUCUUGUCUUGUAACACUUACUACCACUUAUUCACACACCGUGAUACACCAUUCUAGUAUGCAUGUGUAGUUAGGAACAACAGGAAUGUCCCGAUUA